CUCCUGGCUUACGACGCACAAAGACACAAAAUGGAGCUGAAGCUACCUGGCUGAGGACAUCUACAGCUACUCUCAAUAUUAUGCACGAGUUGAAGUUGUAUCCGUGUAGUUAAGGAGUUAAUAAUAAGAUAGCUCGGCUGAAACCUCGAGGAAAGAGGAUUUAAACAUGUUUUGGACGUUAAUCAUCGCGGCCUUAAUGGCAACAGAGACCGCCAUGGCCAUCUCGGUCCAGUGCCCCACCAGGAGGUACAUCGUCAUCCUCUUCCAGCCCGUCACCCUCAACUGCAAAUACCAGACGACGGCCACUCAGCUCCCUGUUGUCACGUGGAAGUACAAAUCGUAUUGCCGCGACCCCAUCCAGGCUGCGUUCAAUCCCAGCAGUGCAGAGAGCAUCCUGUCUCAGAACAACCCCAACUACGACCCCAACAUCGAGUGUGCCGACAGCCAGAGGACGGUGCGCAUCGUGGCCUCCAAGCAAGGCGAUGCUGUGACCCUCGGCGGCGAAUACCAGGGUCGCAAGAUCAGCAUCCUGAACAAUGCAGACCUGAACAUCGCGCAGACGGCGUGGGGCGACAGUGGCGUCUACGUCUGCUCUGUGAUCUCUUCACAGGACCUCUCCGGGAACGGCGAAGACUUCACGGAGCUAAUUGUCCUCGCGAGAAAGUCAAAUACAACUGACCUCCUGCCUGGCAUUGACUUACUGGUUAUGGAAGACUGGCUCCUUGUCGUUUUGGUGGUUUUUGGCUUGUUGCUGCUGCUGCUCCUGAUCGGGAUCUGCUGGUGCCAGUGCUGCCCACACACCUGUUGUUGCUACAUCAGUUGCCCCUGCUGCCCCGAACGCUGCUGCUGCCCACGAGCACUGUACGAGGCAGGAAAGGCAGUGAAGAAAGGCGGCAUGCCAAUGAGUCAAUAUGCGCCGACCAUGUACGCUCCCAGUAUGUACGCUCAGCCAGCGUACAGUGGCCAUCCUGGCAUGCCCAUGCUUCCUCUGCCCAACGGAGGUGGACCGCCACCUCUCCAGAAUGGGUACAGCCGGGACUAUGACGGCGCCAGCUCGGUUGGACAGGGCUCCCAGGUGCCUCUGCUGCAUGAUCAAAACGGGGGAGGGGACAACACAGCUCGCAGUGGGUAUCGUAUCCAGGUGGACCCCGAUGGGAACGCCACACGUGCCAUUUACUAUAUGGAGCGGGAGCUGGCCAACAUGGAUCCUUCCAGACCGGGCAACUACAACCGCCUGGAUACCAUGACCGAAGUCAGUUCCCUGCACGACAGUGCGGAUGCUCGGGGCCGGGGGGGUCGUUCCCAGCCGCCGCCUCUGGCCACCGUCUACGACAGGGACGAAGCCAUGAGCACCAUCAGCAGCGUGUCCCAGCAAGGCCGUCGCCGCGACGACGGCGGCGGAGGCUACAUGGGGGAUCGCGUGCGCGCUCGCUCCAUGGACAACCUCGACGACAUCGGACGGCGCUACGACCGCGAUGACCCCCCGCCGCAGAGGCGCCCGGAUGAGUUCAGAGGCCGGAGAGGCUCUGACGACGGGUGGAGCAGUGGCGCCCGCAGCGGCAACGGCCGCGACAACGACGACCGCAGGCGCCGCGACCCCUCCCCCGAGGCCCGCCGCAGAGCAGACGACGGGGGCUACGGGGCCCUCCCGGGCAGACGCAGCCGCAGCCGCGACGACCUGAUGGCCCUGGACAGGGAUCGCCCGCACGCCGCCGACGCCAGGGGCCGGCGAGACGACUACGACGACAGCUUCCUGCGAGAAGCCAUGGAGAGGAAGAAGAUGGGCGAGCAGCAGAGGGCGCGCAGCCGCGAGCGUCUGGACAGCGAGAGCGACCGCUCGGACCGGGGGAGGGCGCCGCGCGGGCCCCCGCCUCUUCCUCACGCCCCGGCCUCCGGGAACCCCGGUCGCCGCGACGACUACUUGCCUCCGCCGCCACCGCCGUACAGUGAAGAUGAAAGUGUGUCAUCUUCAAAGAAAAGCAACCUGCGCAAGAAUGGAGCUGUGAGUCGUGAGAGCCUGGUGGUGUGAAGCCGUGACGUGAGCAGCCUGUGCAGUGACGCAGCUCUAUACCAGUUCAAGUUAAACACUGUAAAUAUUAGUCACACUGCUAACACGCUGUGCUGAUUUGUUUUUAUUGCGUCGUUCACAGUAAAUGUAUUCAGAGCUGACGCUGAAUGUGCAUGUAUACUUUUUUUUUCAGGAAGAGGCGCACAGAUGAAAUGUUGAGUGCCUCUUCGUGUAUAAAACAUUGUGGCUGCCACAAGUGCCUUAUAAAGUGUACAGAAUUGUACAUGCAUGUGAAAGUCAAGUUGUUAAACAAUUCUCUGUGAAGGUGUUUACAGCUUGACGAGUGAACGUGCUCCGAUUGGUUUAAACCUUUUUGUUGUUGUUUCAGUCACCUUUUUCUACGGGUACUGAUGUAGAUUAGUAGGGGUCUAAAGAUUCUUCUGGCUUUUUUAUUUGUUUUUAUAAGAACAUCUUUGUACAUUUAAAGGAAUUAAUUGUAUCAUUGCUUUUCGCUCCUAGUUGUGUUUGAGUGUGCUGAAUGUCUUUAGAAACCUGGUGAACUAAAGUCUUGGUUACAAAAUGUAUUUUAGUUUUCACAUUUAAUUUCUGAAAGUUCAAUAUUUCAGUUUUAACUUGCAGUAUGUUGUACAGCCGACCAGUAAUACACUCUGAACACACAAAUGAUUAUUGUGAACCUAAUUUUACAAUAAAGGUCCCUAUUGCCAGGCCACAUAUUUGAAUUCCAGAGUGUAUCCACCAGAUGGCGCCAUCUGUCAUUAAGUAGAUGCGUUUCUCCGGAUCUGGGGAUCACAACGUUGCCAUUGGAUUUGAGGAGGUUCAGAUUGUUUCUUAUUGGAAGUUCACUGAAACAAUCUCGGCAUAAGAAAUCUGUGAUAAAGAUUAACUUUCAUGAAUAAAGUGAAUUUAUUGAGA
This is a messenger RNA of Pseudoliparis swirei, 2941 nucleotides long. It is a transcript of the gene lsr, whose product is annotated as lipolysis stimulated lipoprotein receptor. Gene Ontology annotation, cellular component: tricellular tight junction; plasma membrane. The record is from RefSeq and is a predicted model, not a curated record. Gene Ontology annotation, biological process: tricellular tight junction assembly; establishment of blood-brain barrier. The coding region runs from base 167 to 2029 and encodes 620 amino acids. The transcript has 11 exons. NCBI's taxonomy places the organism in Eukaryota, Metazoa, Chordata, Actinopteri, Perciformes, Liparidae.